GCUCCCGCCGCUACUCACCCGGCAGAGCGCAAGGGUUUGGCUGGGGCUUCCAGCCCUGAGCGCGACACCGACGGCCCCGGACCGCGCCCGCCUCCAAGCAGGCUGAGGGCUUCCGCUCUCGGCUUCCAGAAAAGUUUGGAGAAAGUGAAUGUGAGGUGGAUUUGAGAUUGGUAGCAGCUCCCCAGCCUUCUUUCCCCAGAAGCCUCACUCUGCACAGCCUCCCUGAUUGUUCCGGUCUUCAUUCUGCAUCUCCUUGACCCCCUCCUCUCUCUCCUGGGUCCCCUCUCCGCACUGGGAUUGGCGAUCCCAGCCACAUUUUUUCCUUCUCUAUCUCAUCCUCCCUCCUCCUCUCUAUCCCUGUCCUCUGAACGAUUUCCACCUGUGUGCAAGCCUUCUCCCUGUCGUUCUCACAUUUCUCUUUCUCUCCACCUUCAACCUUUUCCUUGCCACUCCAUUUUAUCCACCAAACCUCUCCACUUGCAUCCACACCCUCCCUCCAUCCUUCCCCCCUCACCCCCAGCAGACCUUGCCCAUGGAUUCUGGGCCUCUGCUUAAUGCCAACCCCACCCCUGGGGGCACCCUUUCUGUCACCAAUGCCACAACACCCUGGCUGGGCCGGGAUGAGGAGGUGGCCAAGGUGGAAAUCGGAGUCCUGGCCACUGUCCUGGUGCUGGCCACCGGGGGCAACCUGGCUGUGCUGCUAACCCUGGGCCAGCUGGGCCGCAAGCGCUCCCGCAUGCACCUGUUCGUGCUGCACCUAGCCCUGACAGACCUGGCGGUGGCGCUCUUCCAGGUCCUGCCCCAGCUGCUGUGGGACAUCACCUUCCGCUUCCAGGGCCCUGACCUCCUGUGCCGGGCUGUCAAGUACCUGCAGGUGCUCAGCAUGUUCGCCUCCACCUACAUGCUGCUGGCCAUGACGCUGGACCGCUACCUGGCUGUCUGUCACCCCCUGCGCAGCCUCCAGCAGCCCAGCCAGUCCACCUAUCCGCUCAUCGCUGCUCCCUGGCUGCUGGCCGCCAUCCUCAGCCUCCCUCAGGUCUUCAUUUUUUCCCUGAAGGAGGUGACCCAGGGCUCGGGGGUGCUGGACUGCUGGGCAGACUUCCGCUUCCCUUGGGGGCCACGGGUCUACCUCACCUGGACCACUCUGGCUAUCUUCGUCCUGCCAGUGGCCAUACUCACGGCCUGCUACAGCCUCAUUUGCCACGAGAUCUGUAAAAACCUCAAAGUCAAGACACAGGCCCGGCGGGUAGGAGGAGGGAGCUGGAGACGCUCACCUUCAGCCCCAGUUGCUGCCACUCGGGGGCUGCCAUCCCGGGUCAGCAGCAUCAGCACCAUCUCACGGGCCAAGAUCCGAACAGUGAAGAUGACCUUUGUCAUCGUGCUGGCCUACAUCGCUUGCUGGGCUCCCUUCUUCAGUGUCCAGAUGUGGUCCGUGUGGGACGAGAAUGCCUUUCAUGAAGAUUCCACCAAUGUGGCUUCCACCAUCUCCAUGCUUUUGGGCAACCUCAGCAGCUGCUGUAACCCCUGGAUCUACAUGGGCUUCAACAGCCACCUGCUACCGUGGCCCCUGCGUCACCUUGCCUGCUGUGGGGGUCCCCAGCCCCGGAUGCUCCGGCGGCUCUCCAACGGGAGCCUCUCGAGCCGCCACACCACGCUGCUGACCCGCUCCAGCUGCCCCGCCACUCUCAGCCUCAGCCUCAGCCUAACCCUCAGUGGGAAAUCCAGACCCGAACAGUCAUCAAGGGACUUGGAGCCAGCAGAUGGGGAAGCCACCGCUGAGACUGACAUCUUUUAGAAAAGACUCCCUGGGAUCUGGCACUGCCCGGGACUACUGGAGGUUAUCUGCCCACCUCGGGCACUGGGCAUGAAAGCUAGGAGGGUCAGGAUUGGAGUUAAGGGAGCCCUGUCUGAAGCGGGGUGAAAAGGCCAGAAUGGGCCCCCUACCCUGGUGCCACAGCUGUCCUUAGUUUGAGGACUGCUUCAUAAGCUCCCAAUCUCAGAUGCUGGUGGCCAGGGAGAAUCAAACUCUCUGUCUCCUGGUCCUGCCAUAUUCACAGGUGUCCAUGCGCACAGUGUCCCAGAUCUGGGCAGGCCUAGGAUGGUGAUGGCUAGGGGUCCACGGGUGGCAGGAACCCAGAGGCUGGCCUUGUGCCCUGGCUGCCUGUCCCCAUUCU
Messenger RNA from Saimiri boliviensis boliviensis (Bolivian squirrel monkey), 2174 nucleotides. It is a transcript of the gene AVPR1B, whose product is annotated as arginine vasopressin receptor 1B. Gene Ontology annotation, cellular component: plasma membrane. Gene Ontology annotation, biological process: positive regulation of vasoconstriction; regulation of systemic arterial blood pressure by vasopressin; G protein-coupled receptor signaling pathway. NCBI's taxonomy places the organism in Eukaryota, Metazoa, Chordata, Mammalia, Primates, Cebidae. The record is from RefSeq and is a predicted model, not a curated record. Gene Ontology annotation, molecular function: peptide binding; vasopressin receptor activity.